AUGAGGCCCCCGCCCCCGAACAAGGGCAAGGCUCCCUUAACCGAUGACGGAGGCCUAUCCGACAGCUCAUCUCAACCAAGCGAUGCCGAAGUCAUCUCCUCUCGAUCUCAAGCAGGAGACGAAAUGCCAAAUCCGACUGUUUCCGCUCAACCCUCGUCUCGAGGCUCUCUGUGGGCCACGCAGGAGAUGCAUGGCGAUAAAUCUGUCAAGCUCGAACAACUUUCACUAGGUCCAGAGCGAGGCAGCAGUACAGACUCAGCCGCGUCUGAUUCCGAGUUUUCUCAUUCGCAGACUGGCCAAAAAUCUUCCUCGCCUCCAGAUUUGACGAUGAAAAAGAAGAAGAAGAAGGUCAAGGAGACGGGCGCUAAUGGACCUGACGCAGUCUAUGCAGCUGCGCUGGGGGAAGACGCCAAAAAUCUCUCAUUCUAUGCAGACCAAAAGGUCAAGUCAGAAUUCGCACAGAAUGAGAUUACGGUCCAGCUUGGGCGCCCCCCUGGUCAUCCAUCGCCCGAGAGAUCAAGCGCGAUGUCUGGAGGCGAAACCGAGGGCAGCGCAUCUAAUGUAGAGGAUGAGCCAGAGAAUCAGAACGAAGACCGUACAAAGAAGGUCCAACGCCUAAUAGUUGAUAGGGUCAUGUCCUCGUUCAUGAGUUGGCUGGAUAUCAAGAAGCACGUCAAGCAAGAGGAGGAGGAGGAGGAGGAGCAUGAGAGUGCGUCACAAUUUGAGGAAGACUUGUUUGGAGCUGCCCCUGGCGGCGAUGCUGCAGAUGAUGCUCUCUCCAAGUCCAGUUCAAUGAUGCUAGGAAGUGUUCCUAGUAGCGCGAAGAGCUCUUCCAGAGGACAUGAACUCGAAAGCUUCAUGUUUCGUCAAGUCCCAGCUUCCAGUGCUCCUGCACCUGUUACUCGCCACAGGAACUCGAACAUUUCUCUCCCACCGCCGCCGCCGCCACGAGCUGCAUUUGGAGCACUGGCUCCGUUUAUGCCACCGCCGCCAGCGGGAAGAGAGUCGCAAAUUUCUGCGACUUAUGUGCCAAGUUCCGAUUCAAUGGUAGAUUUUGCGGGGAUACCGCCACUGGCAUCAGCGGCACAAGCACCAGUCCCAGGACUCAUACCACCGCAGCAGGUGCAGUCGCGAUCGGGCUACACUGUUAGGAGCGCAAGCGAGGUCAAAGAAUUCAAAAGUUCUAGCAAACGAAGUGCUGCUCCAGCACGCAUACCGCAACCUUUUUGCUUCGAUUCAAAAGGGUCUGAAACUAUAAGAGCAUCCGGACGCUCGCACCGGGCAAUAGCUUCACGACAACCACCAGCAGAGCAAGGGGCGGGUGGCACCAGCAAAUUGACUUCUAUGCUCAAAAACGGGAUCAAUGAAAGACACAUACUCGGAAGGGUGAGUAAGAUGAGACCCCCGUCGAGAAAACACGACAGGUCUACAGACAGCCAAGCGCCGGGCGAAGGAGAAGAAGAGGGCGAUGAGGAUGGACUGCCCCGAGCGAAACUGUCCAAAGUGCAGGAAGACACGAUUGAGGGCGCAAAACUUGCGUGUCCCUUCUUCAAGUACAACCCAAGGAAGUACAAAUCCCAGCGACCAUGCUGCGGUCCAGGCUGGGACCAAGUCCACCGUAUCAAGGAGCACAUUUAUCGCAAGCACUCUCUGCCAAAGUUCUCGUGCCCACGAUGCUCUCAGUCUUUCGAGACCCAACUGGCUCUGCAAGCCCACGCCCGCUCGCUGGACGCCUGUGACGUACGCGAACCGGAGGUCUUGGAUGGCAUCACGCAGGAUCAAGAGAAGAAGCUUCGUUCUCGGAAGAAGACGUCGGUCAAAGAACUCACCGAAGCGGAGAAGUGGAUUCAAGUCUACCGUAUCCUCUUCCCCGACGUGAGAGAGCGGGAAAUUCCGUCACCGUACCAUAAUGCAGAGGACGCCGAGACGAAUCUGGGAGGCUACGAAGAUUAUCUUCGCCGUGAACUUCCACCGCUGGUCCGCCGACAGCUUGAAAAAGAGGUCGAGCGUGAGCUGAGUUUCGUCGAGGAAGGGAUGAAGCAAAAGGUCAUCGACAUUGCUCGAAAUCUCCAGCUCACGCUGUUCAAGGGCUACCAACAGCUUGAGAACCAAGAGAGAGGACUGCAAGAACCGCUGAGUGUUGAUGCGUCUUCAAGCUCCCAGAUGGCAGCGUCUUUCUUCACGGCGACCGACGCUUCGCCGUCAACCAUGACGACUGGCGGCACAACGCCAGAGAUUCCGGAUCCGUUGGACAUAUUUGGUGAUCCCGCUAUUCCGGACUUCGACUUUGGUUUUCUUGCCGAUAUUCCUUAUCCAGAGUCGCAGUCGCCCUCUAAGGGGCAGAAUUUGGGCUUGGAGUUCAAUCAGUCUUUUGCAACUCAAGAACCGGCUACGAUCACACCUGGGAUGGAGUUGCUCAGGGCACAGCAACACGAUCUGCCAUACUACGGACUAGAAGGCUACCAAGAUCCAAAUAGCCAGAGGAUAGACGCGAGCGAGGGUGUCGGUUCGCAACGAUGUCAUAAAGCUGUCGUAUCAAGCCUAUGGGCAUCCCACCAUAGACAAUGGUUUAUUUCGCUGCAGCCCCGGCCCAAAUCUAAGGCACGGGGUCCCGGGUGGCAUGCCGCUUGUUUCCUCCCUGCUCUGAGCCAGCCGGAACUGAAAUCGUCAUCGAGCCCUGUAAACGUCUCAAGCAUUUCGAAAUCCAGCAAAAUGGGUAGCGCAUUAAGCAAUAUGUUCCCGCCAAAGGCCAGCUUCACCGAAGCAAAUUUGCCCGAUCAGAGCGACAAGGUUUUCAUUGUCACAGGAAGCUCAGGUGGCCUCGGAAAAGAACUUACCAAGAUCCUUUACCAGAAGAACGCCAAGAUCUACAUGGCGUGUCGGUCUGAAGCCAAGACCGCAGCCGUGAUCAAGGAGCUGAAGGAACUGUAUCCCAAUUCUCACGGCCAUGCCGAGUACCUCCAUCUGGAUCUGAACGACCUGACCACAAUCAAGCAAUCCGCCCAGGAAUUUCUUAGCAAGGAAACUCGUCUUGACGUCCUCUGGAACAACGCCGGUGUGAUGACCCCACCGCCGGGUUCCAAAACUGCCCAGGGCUACGAGCUGCAACUGGGCACCAACAAUCUCGCUCCAUUCCUCUUUACCCACUUCCUCCGCCCAGUGCUAUCCGGCACGGCAAAGGUUGCACCCAGAGACUCCGUCCGAGUUGUCUGGGUAUCCUCUAGCACGGCGGCCAUGGCACCGAAGCCGCCAAUCGACUUUAGUAAUAUGGAUUAUGCAAAGGACGAGGGCCAGGUGCAAAAGUACGCGAGGAGCAAGGCCGGUAACGUCUUGCACGGAACGGAAUUCGCGAGAAGAGUAUCUGGCGAAGGAAUCAUUAGCGUUAGUCUUGACCCCGGGAUUUUUAUGACGGAUUUGCAGCGUACCAUGCCCCUGUGGCAGCGGAUCAUUGUGAAAUUCCUAGCGCAUAAGCCGAUCAAUGGCGCAUACACAGAGCUCUUUGCCGGCUUGAGCCCUACCAUCACGGAGAAGAACAACGGUGGCUGGGUGGUACCGUUUGGUCAACUCGCAGUUGGACGACAGGAUCUCCGCGACAAAGAGCUAGGCAAGAAGUACUGGGAGUGGACGGAGAAACAGCUCAAGCCAUAUACUACUUCGUGA
Messenger RNA from Colletotrichum lupini, 3660 nucleotides. RefSeq lists its product as uncharacterized. The transcript has 11 exons. The record is from RefSeq and is a predicted model, not a curated record. Bases 1 to 3660 code for a protein of 1219 amino acids. NCBI's taxonomy places the organism in Eukaryota, Fungi, Ascomycota, Sordariomycetes, Glomerellales, Glomerellaceae.